GGGGGUCAUGAAUCAGACGGACGCUCCCCGGCCGCUCAACUGGACCAUACGGAAACUGUGCCAUGCCGCCUUCCUGCCGUCCGUCCGGCUGCUCAAGGCACAGAAAUCAUGGAUAGAAAGAGCUUUUUACAAGAGGGAAUGUGUUCAUAUCAUACCCAGCGCCAAAGACCCCCAUAGGUGUUGCUGUGGGCGUCUAAUAGGUCAACAUGUUGGACUCACUCCAAGUAUCUCCGUUAUCCAGAAUGAGAAAAAUGAGAGCAGGCUUACUCGCAAUGACAUCCAGUCAGAGAAGUGGUCCAUCAGCAAGCACACGCAGCUCAGCCCAACGGAUGCUUUUGGAACCAUUGAGUUCCAAGGAGGAGGCCACUCCAAUAAAGCCAUGUAUGUACGUGUGUCUUUUGACACAAAACCUGACCUUCUUCUGCACCUGAUGACCAAAGAGUGGCAGCUUGAGCUCCCAAAACUUCUCAUCUCUGUGCAUGGGGGCCUUCAGAAUUUUGAACUUCAACCAAAGCUCAAGCAAGUCUUUGGGAAAGGCCUCAUUAAGGCUGCUAUGACAACUGGAGCGUGGAUAUUCACUGGAGGAGUAAACACAGGAGUCAUUCGACAUGUUGGAGAUGCACUGAAAGAUCAUGCCUCAAAAUCCCGAGGGAAGAUCUGCACCAUUGGUAUAGCUCCCUGGGGGAUCGUGGAAAAUCAAGAGGAUCUGAUUGGCAAAGAUGUGGUCCGACCAUACCAGACAAUGUCCAAUCCUAUGAGUAAGUUGACAGUACUCAACAGUAUGCAUUCACAUUUCAUUUUGGCUGACAAUGGCACUACUGGCAAAUAUGGAGCAGAGGUGAAACUUCGUAGACAGCUGGAAAAGCACAUUUCACUUCAGAAGAUAAAUACACGAAUUGGUCAAGGAGUUCCAGUGGUGGCCCUCAUUGUGGAAGGAGGUCCCAAUGUUAUCUCUAUCGUUCUGGAGUACCUGCGAGACACUCCUCCUGUUCCUGUUGUGAUAUGUGAUGGCAGUGGUCGGGCAUCUGACAUACUUGCCUUUGGUCACAAAUACUCUGAAGAAGGAGGACUUAUUAAUGAAUCUUUGCGGGACCAGUUGCUAGUUACCAUCCAGAAGACUUUCACAUACACUCGAACCCAGGCACAGCACCUCUUCAUUAUCCUCAUGGAGUGCAUGAAGAAGAAGGAGCUGAUCACAGUAUUUCGCAUGGGAUCAGAAGGACACCAGGAUAUUGAUUUAGCUAUCCUUACAGCAUUACUGAAAGGAGCUAACGCAUCUGCUCCCGACCAGCUGAGCCUGGCUUUAGCCUGGAACAGAGUAGACAUCGCUCGCAGUCAGAUCUUUAUUUACGGGCAGCAGUGGCCGGUGGGCUCCCUUGAGCAAGCAAUGCUGGAUGCACUGGUGUUGGACAGAGUGGAUUUUGUGAAAUUACUCAUAGAAAAUGGAGUAAGCAUGCAUCGUUUUCUCACCAUCUCCCGGCUAGAGGAAUUGUACAAUACGAGACAUGGACCAUCCAACACUUUAUAUCAUCUAGUCAGGGAUGUCAAAAAGCGAGAAUAUCCAGGUUUCGGUUGGAUCUAUUUUAAGGGAAAUUUACCUCCUGAUUAUCGAAUAAGCCUGAUUGAUAUUGGUUUGGUGAUAGAGUACCUGAUGGGAGGAGCAUAUCGCUGCAAUUAUACCCGAAAGCGAUUCAGAACGCUGUACCACAAUUUAUUUGGGCCUAAGAGGCCAAAAGCCCUGAAACUGCUGGGAAUGGAGGACGAUGUCCCUUUACGACGAGGGAGGAAAACAACUAAGAAAAGAGAAGAAGAAGUUGAUAUUGAUUUGGAUGACCCUGAGAUAAAUCAUUUUCCCUUUCCGUUCCACGAGCUGAUGGUGUGGGCAGUGCUUAUGAAGCGCCAGAAGAUGGCUCUCUUCUUUUGGCAGCAUGGAGAGGAGGCUAUGGCUAAAGCACUGGUGGCCUGCAAACUCUGCAAAGCCAUGGCCCAUGAAGCAUCAGAAAAUGACAUGGUGGAUGACAUAUCCCAAGAGCUGAACCACAAUUCGAGGGACUUUGGCCAAUUGGCAGUGGAGCUGUUGGACCAGUCAUACAAACAGGACGAGCAACUGGCAAUGAAACUGCUGACCUACGAGCUGAAGAACUGGAGCAACGCCACAUGCCUGCAGCUCGCAGUGGCUGCUAAGCACAGAGACUUCAUUGCUCACACUUGUAGCCAAAUGCUGCUCACAGACAUGUGGAUGGGUCGUCUCCGGAUGCGCAAAAAUUCUGGCCUAAAGGUAAUUCUAGGAAUUCUACUUCCUCCUUCAAUCCUCAGCUUGGAGUUCAAGAACAAAGAUGAUAUGCCUUACAUGUCUCAGGCCAACGAGAUCCAUCUUCAGGAGAAGGAGCCAGAGGAACCAGAAAAACCAGUGAAAGAAAAAGAGGAAGAGGACAUGGAGCUCACAGCAAACAGCCGGAGCUGCCCUCAGGAGCCUGCCUGCAGGCAGGCAGAAGGACCUGUCUACAGGACCCAAUAUGCAGGCAAGCUGAAGGAGCAGCCCACAAGACCCACCUGCAGGACCCGUUUGCAGGCAAUGCUGGGACGGGGGAAUGGAGAAUCCUCAAGAAAGAAGGAAGAAGAGGAAGUACAGAGCAGGCACAGACUGAUUCCUGUUGGAAGAAAGAUUUACGAGUUCUACAAUGCUCCCAUCGUCAAAUUUUGGUUUUACACACUGGCAUAUAUAGGCUACUUAAUGCUGUUCAAUUACAUAGUGUUAGUGAAGAUGGAUCGCUGGCCAUCGACACAGGAAUGGAUUGUCAUCUCGUACAUUUUCACUCUGGGAAUAGAGAAGAUGAGAGAGAUACUGAUGUCAGAGCCUGGAAAAUUGUUACAAAAAGUGAAAGUUUGGCUGCAGGAGUACUGGAAUGUUACAGAUCUCAUAGCUAUCCUCCUGUUCUCUGUUGGGAUGGUCCUCCGUUUGCAAGAUCUGCCACUUCGGAGCGAUGGCCGGGUGAUAUACUGUGUGAACAUCAUUUACUGGUACAUACGGCUACUAGACAUCUUUGGAGUAAACAAGUACUUGGGACCGUAUGUUAUGAUGAUUGGAAAAAUGAUGAUAGAUAUGAUGUAUUUUGUCAUCAUCAUGUUGGUGGUUCUGAUGAGCUUCGGUGUUGCAAGACAAGCCAUUCUCUUCCCCAAUGAGGAGCCGUCAUGGAAGCUGGCAAAAAACAUUUUUUACAUGCCUUAUUGGAUGAUCUAUGGGGAAGUGUUUGCAGACCAGAUAGACCGUAAGCAAGUUUAUGAUUCUCAUACACCAAAGUCAGCUCCUUGUGGUCAAAAUGAAACUAGAGAAGAUGGCAAGAUAAUCCAGCUGCCUCCUUGCAAGACAGGAGCAUGGAUCGUUCCUGCCAUCAUGGCCUGUUACCUCUUGGUUGCAAACAUCCUUUUGGUGAACCUCCUGAUUGCUGUUUUCAACAAUACGUUUUUUGAAGUCAAAUCUAUAUCCAACCAAGUAUGGAAGUUUCAAAGGUAUCAGCUAAUCAUGACGUUUCAUGAAAGGCCAGUUCUCCCACCACCUCUGAUCAUUUUCAGCCAUAUGACUAUGAUAUUCCAGCACCUCUGCUGUAGAUGGCGGAAACACGAAAGCGACCCAGAUGAGAGAGACUACGGAUUAAAACUUUUCAUAACUGAGGAUGAAUUGAAAAAAGUCCAUGAUUUUGAAGAGCAGUGCAUAGAAGAAUAUUUUAGAGAGAAGGAUGACAGAUUCAAUUCUUCCAAUGAUGAAAGAAUCCGUGUCACUUCAGAAAGGGUGGAGAAUAUGGCCAUGCGACUGGAAGAAGUAAAUGAGCGCGAGCACUGCAUGAAGGCCUCUCUGCAGACCGUUGACAUCAGACUUGCUCAGCUGGAAGAUAUGAUAGGAAGAAUGGUGACAGCAUUAGAAAAACUGACUGGCAUAGAGAGAGGAGAGACAACCAAGAUACGAUCCAGGACUUCAUCUGACUGUACCGAUGCAGCCUAUAUUGUAAGGCAGAGUAGCUUCAAUAGUCAAGAAGGAAAUGCUUACAAGCUGCAAGAGAGCAUAGAUCCGACAGGGGAAGAGUCCAUGUCCCCAACCUCUCCUACAAUUACACCUCGCAUGCGAAGCCACUCUUUCUAUGCAACGAAUAUGAAGGACAAGUGUGGGUUGGAAAAGUUUGAAAGCAUUUUCAAGGAAAGAUCUCCAAGCCUGCACCGGGCUAGCAGUUCCCACUCAAUAGCAAAAGAAGGAAAGAUUCCCUUAGCCCCUACCAGCGCUUUGUCAAUUGCCCCAGACUCCAGAAGGCCUUCAUCUUGUAUAGAUAUCUACGUUUCUGCAAUGGAUGAGAUGCAUUCUGAUACAGAGCCUCUUGAUAGUUCCAUAAAUAUUCUUGGUACUGGAGAUGUAGCUCUGCAGGCACACAUAGCCUCUUCCAUUUUAGCCAACAGUGCAUAUAUUAGCAGUACACCUGGUGAAAAAAUUUCUGGCAGGAGUCUUGAUUAUGAGGAAACAUCCGGUAUAGAAACAAGAGCAUUUUCUUCAGACUACUCACAAAUCACAGACUGCCAAAUCCCCUGGGAUUCAGACCCUCCCUUGUACCACACUUUAGAGCGAUCUAAGAGCAGUCGUUAUCUGGCUACAACUCCAUUUAUUCUGGAGGAAACACCAAUUGUGAAAUCUCACAGUUUUAUGUUCUCUCCAUCUCGAAGUUACUUCAGCAGCCUUGGCGUACCAGUCAAAACAGCAGAAUACACAAGUAUUACAGACUGCAUAGACACGAGGUGUGUGAGUGCUCCUCAGACCAUUGCAGAGAGGGCAAGUUUCCCUGGAAGUCUCGGCAUCAAGGUGGAAGACUUGGGAUGCUGCCACCCAGAGAGAGAAGCAGAAUUAAGCCACCCAAGCUCUGAUCAUGAGGAUACUGAGGCCAGGGACAAGAAGGGGCUUCCCCUAUCUCCUCAAGACAGCAGUGCCACAAGAACUCUGACCAACAGCAUCCCGCUUCCAAAAAUAGAGCGGGCUAACAGCUACUCUGCAGAAGAGUCCAACAUGCUGUAUGCACAGCACACAAGGAAGAGCUACUCAAUCAGUGAUAAACUUGACAGACAGCGAAAUGCAACAAGCUUGCGAAACCCCUUCCAGAGGAGUAAGUCCUCAAGGCCAGAGAGCAGAGGGGACAACCUGUCCAUGAGGAGACUAUCAAGAACAGGAGCAUUCCGCAGCUUUGAAAGCAAGCACAGCUAGGCCUAGACAAAUCUUGCAGGCAGUCAAAAGGUCAUCUGCUCUUCAAUCCAUUUUCCUUAGCAAAAUUACCAUGCUUCAUAUUAACA
Messenger RNA from Lagopus leucura (white-tailed ptarmigan), 5325 nucleotides. RefSeq names its product transient receptor potential cation channel subfamily M member 3 (gene TRPM3). Lineage: Eukaryota; Metazoa; Chordata; Aves; Galliformes; Phasianidae. The transcript has 27 exons. Gene Ontology annotation, biological process: monoatomic cation transmembrane transport; protein tetramerization. Gene Ontology annotation, molecular function: monoatomic cation channel activity. The coding region runs from base 8 to 5239 and encodes 1743 amino acids. The record is from RefSeq and is a predicted model, not a curated record. Gene Ontology annotation, cellular component: membrane.